AUGACUUUUUCCAUUUCCUUCACACAAAAAAAAAAGGAAGUAAAACAAGCGCGAAUCGCUACUGUGCACUCUGAGGGCUCUCAAAGGAACAACAACAGUACACACACACACCGCCCACACACACGCAUUAAUAUACUCUCAAGCGUUGCUGCUGUGAAGGCACCCCGCACACACAACCGUACUCGCGUGGCCGGAUCCAGCGAAAGGAGGAAGGAAGGAAGGAGAGAGAGUGGGCAUCAGAGGCCUAACAUGUCCCGGCAUCUCUUCCAUUCUGCGGUGCUGCUUCUCCUCGUCGUGUUAUGCGGCACCAGUGGUGCUGCGCACGCUGAGGCGAGUAAUGUAAGGGAAGCAGUUGAUGCAUUGAUGGGGAUUAAAUGGGAAAGGCUUGACAACUGGAAGGAUAUGGCCAACGCUGGUAGUAAAUAUGGCUCGCUUCGUUGUCCCAGCCUCGUUGAGGUCCAGGGUCAUGUAUUUGCUAUUGCUGAGGCCCGUUGCAAGGAUGAAGACAAGUGCAGCGACUUCAGCUUUACUGGGAUUGCGUCAAAGCACCUUGUUUUAAACGUUGAUGCUGGUCCAACGGAGUUCUCGACGGCGGAUGCGAGUAUCUUUGGCGCAGGUCUUCUAAAGGAAGGUUCUGAGGGCAUCAACACCUCAAACGGCGUAACGCGACCAACGACACUUGUACUUGGGGACAGUGUUUACGUGCUCCUGGGAAACUACAGCCGUACAAAGCAGGAGUUUGAAGGUAAGAAUGAGCGGGGCCUUUUACUCGUGAAGGGAACUGUCACUGAAGAUGAUGGAAAGAAGCAAAUCAGAUGGAAUGAGACCCAUGUGGUGAACCCUCAAGGCAAAGGAAAAUCUCUUUCCUUGAAGAAGUUGAUUGGCGGUGGAGGACCGGGUGUUGUGAUGCGUGAAGGCGCGAUUGUGUUUCCCAUGCAGGCCAAAGGCGACGAUGGAGAGGGCGUUUUACUGUCCAUGAGUUUUAACCCGUCAAAGAAGAUAUGGGAGCUUCCAUUCGAGACGCCUGGUAACGGCUGCAGGGAUCCAACCCUGGUGAAGUGGGAAGAAGGCGAAGACGACGAAAGGCUCUUCAUGAUGGCUCAUUGUGCUGGAGGCUACUAUGACGUUUACAUGUCCACUGAGAAUGGAGGCAAUUGGUAUGAUCACUUAAAACCAAUUACCCGCGUGUGGGGCAACUCACAUGGUCGAACAGGGUACGGCGUCCAGAGUGGAUCCACCACCGCAAUCAUUGAGGGAAAGAAGGUGAUGCUCAUCACCGCGCCGGUGUAUCAGAAGGACAAUAGACAAAAAGGUCGGCUCCACCUUUGGCUGACGGACAAGGCACGCGUGCAUGAUGUUGGGCCGGUAUCCCGUGAAAAUGAUGACGCCGCCGCCAGCUCGCUGUUGAUGAAGAGUGGGAAUGAAAAGUUGAUCUCAGUGUACGAAAACAAGAAUGGCGAUGACGGGUCAUACAGUCUUGUCGCCGUGAGCCUGAGGGAUCAGCUGGAGCGGAUCAAAUCCGUGGUGAAGACAUGGGCGGCUUUGGACACCGCCUUUGAAUCAUGCCGUUCCGGUUCCAGUGCCACUGUUGACUUGCCAACGAAAGGUAUUUGCAAUGGUCCCGUUCCCACUGAUGGGCUUGUUGGCUUCUUGUCUGGUAACUUCUCUGAUAACAAAUGGAAGGACGAGUACCUCUGCGUGAAUGCCACAGUCCAUGGGUCAGCGGAAAAAAGGAGAGAAGUUCCCAAUGGACUGACGUUCAAAGGAUCAUGGGCGGAGUGGCCUGUUGGUGACAUGGGGCAGACUGUGCCGUACUACUUUGCAAACAGUGAGUUCACUCUUGUGGCGACGGUGUCCAUCCACGAGGUGCCGAAGGAAGGCAGCAGCCCCAUUCCUUUGAUUGGCGUGAGGAUGAAUGACACCAAAAGCACGGCCCUCCUUGGUCUGUCGUACACCCAUGAAAAGAAGUGGUUGGCCAUAGCGGAGGGUGCUGGUGAUGCGGAGGAUGUUGAUGAGUGGGAACCAAACAAGACGUAUCUUGUGGGACUGCAAAUGACUCUUGAUGAAUGGACUAUCAUUGUAGAUGGAAAGGAAAUCCACAACACGAAAUAUAAUAAGAGUCUGUUUGACUUGCACAGGAUCUCACACUUCUACAUCGGUGGGGACAGUAAGGACCGAAGUGCAACGGGCGGCCAUGUGACAGUUACUAACGUCAUGCUAUACAAUGAGAAACUGUUUGGAAGUGAACUGCAUAAACUCAAUGCCAGCAAAGUCACUAUUCCAUCACUGGAUGUUGAGGAACAACCCACAGGACAGGUGGCUGGCACAGACGUCUCAGUUGCUUCCGAGUCAAGGAGUGAAGAAAGCACUGCCAUCUAUGAGGAAUUGACUGAGGAUUAUACUGAUGAACUAGAGGAAGAAAGCGUCGAUGAUCCGGUGCCUGCAGCGCCCCCUUCCACGGUUGCCGCGGGAUCAUCUGUUCGUGAACCCGCAAUGGCAGCGGAGAGUGCAGGGAAUUCUCUUCCAGAGAACAAUGCCCAGCUUUCCAAGGGCGAAACGUCUCAGCAAGCCACGCUGAAUGAAGACAGUGAAUCGAUGCAGCGGGAUUCGAAGGUGUAG
Messenger RNA from Trypanosoma cruzi, 2619 nucleotides. RefSeq names its product trans-sialidase, putative. Gene Ontology annotation, molecular function: exo-alpha-sialidase activity. Bases 1 to 2619 code for a protein of 872 amino acids. The record is from RefSeq and is a predicted model, not a curated record. Lineage: Eukaryota; Euglenozoa; Kinetoplastea; Trypanosomatida; Trypanosomatidae. The transcript has a single exon.